This is a messenger RNA of Cylicostephanus goldi, 657 nucleotides long. Lineage: Eukaryota; Metazoa; Nematoda; Chromadorea; Rhabditida; Strongylidae. The record is from the annotation of a GenBank genome assembly.
GAUGAUUAUGCUGAUGAAGGGAUCGAAGAAGGGCCUUCUGAAAGUGGAGAUAGCACAAAAGACUUCUCUAAAUCUCCAGAAGGCUCGACGGAGGACAACGAAAAGAAGACCAAUCCAAACGAUAAACCGCCCUUCUCCUACAAUGCACUCAUAAUGAUGGCAAUCAAAAGCAGUAGCGAGAAAAGGUUGACGCUAUCUGGCAUCUAUGACUACAUUAUGACGAAUUAUCCGUUCUAUCGUGACAAUAAACAAGGCUGGCAGAAUUCGAUUCGUCACAAUCUGUCUCUAAAUAAGUGCUUUGUGAAAGUGCCAAGGAGCUUCGAUGAUCCUGGAAAAGUUUUGAUUGACGAAAUUACAGGAAACUACUGGAUGUUGGAUGCUUCGUGUGAGGAUGAAGUUUUCAUCGGUGGUGCUACCGGAAAACUGCGACGACGACCCUCAUCUAUGAGUCGCGCCAGAAUGGAUGCCUUCAAGCAAUAUGGUGCUGCAGCGGCAGCUCUUUUCCCUCCAUACAGUCAAGUGGUCUUCCCUCGUCCACCUCAUCCUUUUCCUCCUCGUCCAAUCCUCCCAAUCCCAACAUUUUAUUCCCAUACUGACCUAAUGCAUCUGUAUCUAGCCCAACAACAACAACAGCAGGAAAUGCUUAAGAAAUUCUAA